Parasteatoda tepidariorum (common house spider) is the source of this 1667-nucleotide messenger RNA. The record is from RefSeq and is a predicted model, not a curated record. Lineage: Eukaryota; Metazoa; Arthropoda; Arachnida; Araneae; Theridiidae.
UUUUUUUAUUUUUCCUAAUUAGAUAAUUAGUGGAGUGUGGCUAAGUAGGUGGGCAGAUGAAGUUAACAUAGGAUAUGACGAUAAUCACAAUCUUCUUAUUUAUGCUGGAAUUAUUUUUUCUCAAUUAUUUCUUACGAUUACAUGUGGAAUUGCUAUGUUUGCCUCGGGAACAAUGGCCGCUGAGAAACUCCAUAGUUGGGUUCUUCAAUUUGUCAUGAGAGCGUCACAGAUGAUAUUUGAAACUACUCCUAUCAACAAAAUCAUUGAUAGCUUUGACAAGGAUUUUCGAUACGUCGAUGAAAAAAUACCAGAAACAACUUAUGUAUGGCUGCUAUUGAUUUUUAAAAUUCCGGCAUUGUUGGUUGUGAUCUUCAUUGCAAGUCCUUUCCUCGCUGUUGGCUUAAUUCCAGUAGUUUACCUAUUUAUUGUUAUUCAAAGACAUUAUUUAAACACUCGGCAACAACUUCAUCACUUAACAGCUGCCACAAGUUGUCCAUUAUCUGGUUUACUAGAUGAUACUUUCCAAGGCAUUUCUCAUAUCAGGACAUCCAAAGCGGAAUCUAAUUUUCUACAUCGUUUUCAUACAAAACUGGACACUCACAAUAAUUGUUUUUUUCUCUAUCUAGUAGUUUCAAGAUGGAUUAGUUGCGUCUUAGAUAUUUUAACAGCUCUAUUAGUGCUUGUAACGACAAUUGCAGCCUUUUAUGAACAAGAGCAAGGUAGAAGCUUUAUCGUACUUUCGAUCAUAUAUGCUAUGCAGUUAGGAGAAGUUUUGACAGCUUUGGUGUACACAAGCUCGCAAUUAGUUGCUGAUUUAUCCCCAUUCGAAAGAAUUAUUGGAUUUUCUGAGCUGAAGCAAGAAUCAGAAUGGGAAGAUCCAGCUAAUAAACCACCAGAAGAUUGGCCUGAGUUUGGUUCCAUACGAGUUCAUAAUCUGAGCACCGCCUAUGGAGAAGGAAUGUAUCCAGUUAUUCAUAACAUAAAUCUUUCAGUAGCCUCAAGAGAAAAGGUAGCUAUUAUUGGAAAAGAAGAAUCCGGAAUCUAUACUUUCCUGUAUACCUUAUUCAGACUUAUCGAACCAGCAGAAGGAAACAUCGUUAUAGAUAAUAUCUUUACACAAAAUUUAGGACUUCGAGAUUUACGUUCGAAAUUAGGUGUUAUUCCACAAGAAACUAUUAUUUUCAAAGGAUCACUCAGGCAUAAUUUGGAUCCAGGUCAAAUAUAUUCAGACGAAGAAAUGGAAGAUGCUUUGGAAAUUAUUCGUGUAAAAUACGGAGUUGAGUUUCCACAGCUUGACAGUAUUAUAGACGAACAAAUGAGUAGUGAAGAAAAGUAUCUACUGUCUAUUGCUCGUUGUCUCUUAAAGAAGCCCAAGAUCGUUAUUAUAGAUGAGCAGGAACCGCCUAAUGCAACCACCAGAUCUCUUUUUCAGGAGAGCACCGUCUUAUCAUUUUCCGAACAGACUUUAACGGACUACACAGGAAGGGUCAUUCGCUUUAUGAGUGGGGAAAUCGUUCCUGAAGAAACUAAUGAAUAGUUUAUUGAGUUGAAGACUACCAUUACCUGAGCUUAUUUAUUACUUCAUUACAAAGACUAUUCAUUUCAUUUAGUAUUUUAACUUAUCAUUACUUUGUAUAAUAUUACUACAAAUUAAAAAGAUUUUCUGC